AUGACAGCUGGCUCUGUCUCAGCUCCUCAGAUCUUCCCACUUCGAAUCCCACCUCCUGGGAAAGCUCAACGGGAAAUAGACACAAAUACUCUCAUAGAAAUAAAAUCAGAUACACCUGAGGCCUCUAUUUAUUACACUUUAGAUGGAAGUAAACCAGAACUCAGUAGGAAACCUGGCUAUGGGCCUUAUAACACCUUGGAGUAUAAGGGUCCUAUCAUGUUACCAGAGGGGAGAGUAAUGGUCAAGGCUCUGGCAGUUACAAAGGACUACAGGGAGAGUUCAAUUGUGACAAAGGUGUUUGUGGUAGAGUACCAGCAACCAAACUUCCUUUUCCCUGUUGAAGAUGAUGACAAGAAUUUCCUGAAAUAUAUGGCCACACUGAAUAAGGAAGGUGGAACAUUUACUACAAAACCUAAGAAGAAUAGACUGAAUGUGGAAAUCAAGCCUGCCUGGGAUGAAACAACCCAAGACCUUCAAGACAGAAAACCUUCUCACAGAUCCCCUCAAGGGCCUCAGCUCCUUGCCAGUGGUUUGGGAGCCACAGAGCUCAGAGAGGAAUCCACCUCAGCACAGCAAAUGGAGUCAUUGCAGUUUACAAGUUCCUCUACAGUAACUGUCCAGAAAAGCCUAGCAAGCACACACAUGUCAAGGAUCCAGAGUGAAACAGAUUUCCUUAAAUGUGCACAUUGUUCUGCCCCUCGCCUGUCUGAGCCCUUGGCUCACUUCUGCCAGAAAUGUGGAUCUCCCAUCCCCCCUGUGCCAUUCCAGCGUUUCCCAGUCCCCGAAGGAACACAGAUGGCACCGUGCCUUGAAUGCAGACAUCUUGUGCCAAUGAAUACACCCACUUGCAUUAUCUGUGAGGCACCAAUAGCUCCACAGCUGCAGCCCCAAACCAACAUCUGCAUAAAGGGCAAAGUCAUUUGUCAGGUGUGUGGCACAGGAAAUCCUCUUCACCAUAAGCACUGUGCAACUUGUGAGAGCAAACUGCCUGAAGUACAACUGCCCACGUUUGGAGGAGACUGGUGCCCAUCUCUGCAGGGCCAGCCAGGGCAGACGGCUCGGUGCUCCAAGUGCGGCGGUGUGAACCGGAGCGACGCCCGCUUCUGUGCCUGGUGUGGGGCCAAGCCUGGACCUCUUCCAUCCUACUUUGCUUGUUCCAAGUGUGGGACCAGCAACCAGCCCUAUGCUCGAUUCUGUGUGUCCUGUGGUGUGUACAUAGAGCCCCCAUCCAGACAAAGCUCUCCUGGCACUCUCAUGGACCGUGGGGACCCCCUGGCAUCCUCCCAGGCAAAACUAUUACAGGCUCAAGUUGCCUGGAAAACUUGUCCUGUUUCCUUGCCCAAAUCAAGGGCAGAACUAACAGAAAGAGAAGAUAAAGGAACCCAAACCAUUGGACUUUUUUACCCAUCCAGCAAACUGUUGGAAAAGAAGGAGCUUGAGCUGAUUUCACAAAAGGAAAAGGUGGAAAAGAUGAGUGAUCAUAAGCCUCUCCUGACAGCCAUUAGUCCUGGAAAAGGUUACUGGAGAAAACAGCUGGAUCAUGUUUGUGCUCAUUUAAGAAGCUAUGCCCAGAACAACCCUGAAUUCAGAACACUGAUUGGAGAACCUCAAAUGGGAAAGAUUAACUAUGCCACCCUCUCUGAAGAUGACUAUGAAGUCACUAUUACAUUGAAUUUUGCUGCUGUUAACAAGAAUAUUCAUCCUAACAGAGCAGUGAAGCUCAGCAAUGAUUAUCUGAGUGCUGGAGCAGAAGUCAGAGAUGGACAGGAUGGCAGUCAGACUAAUUUUGGCAGAGAUGAUCCCAAUCUUUUCCAUUCAAGAGGCAAAAUAAAGAGAACCAAGUCAAGAACACUCAUGGGAAAGGAAUCUAGGCUCUCUCCAGAGUCCAGACAGCUGCUGGAUGAACUGGGUCAAACUGGGAAAGGCAGAAUCUCCUUCAUAGAACAGUUGCUCAGUGAUGGAGCUGACCCCAACUCCCUGAGCCAGGAGGAGCGCCCUGCCCUCACAGUUGCUGUCCUGAACAAGCACACAGGAGCCAUCUCCCCUCUGGUGCAGAAAGGGGCUGACAUUGACCAGCAGUCAGGGCCGCACAACAACACAGCUCUCCACGAGGCAGUUCUGCUGGGACUGGAGGGAGAGGAGAGCGUCCGGGCCCUGUUAGGCUGCAAUGCAAGCGUGCAAAAGAAGAAUGCAGCAGGGCACUCAGCGCUGGAUUUGGCUGUUGCAGCUGGAGAUAAUAAGGUUAUUUCACUGUUCCAAGUAAGUGGGGAUAGAGAGCACUGAACAGACUUAUGUGACACAGGAACAUUGUUCUCAUCAAUGUGUUAUUACAGCAAACUUAAUCCCCAAAUAAAGCUGAAGGUUCUUUGACUUUGGGAGCACCUGA
Melozone crissalis (California towhee) is the source of this 2386-nucleotide messenger RNA. It is a transcript of the gene DZANK1, whose product is annotated as double zinc ribbon and ankyrin repeat domains 1. The record is from RefSeq and is a predicted model, not a curated record. The transcript has 20 exons. The coding region runs from base 1 to 2283 and encodes 760 amino acids. Lineage: Eukaryota; Metazoa; Chordata; Aves; Passeriformes; Passerellidae. Gene Ontology annotation, molecular function: protein binding. Gene Ontology annotation, biological process: eye photoreceptor cell development.